GAAGACUUCAGCCAAUCGGUCUCGUGGUCAACAUGGCCACUUAUGAACUUCUAUAGAAGGGUUUCUCCUCCUCUUGAGAAACUCUACGACAUCCCAAUGCAAGGAUGUCUGCAUGAAAUAGAAUUAAUGAAGCUCUCCUCAAGAUCCCAGCUCUUGAUGCCCUGAGGAGCCGAGAUCAGCAUGAACAAGGAGGAUGUCAAGAGCAGACUCUUUGUCAUCCGACGAAACACCAGGCAGAGAUGGAGAGAGGCAAGCGGAGGGUUCUGAGAAAGUGAGAGGAGAGUCAAGUGCCAGCCCAGGAAGGGCUCCGGCUGCUUCCACGCAGAUCAGGGGACCUUCCAGUAACGCCGAAGAGGCCCCAGUGGGCUCCAUCCAGGUCCAAGGGGCCGCGGGGAAGAGGGUCACGGGCUCCCUGCACCUCAAGGGAGGGAACAAUCCCUUGAUGGGCUCCGUGCAGAUCAGCGGGCCUUCGAAGGAUGGCGAGCAGGGGGCGGCGGGGGGCAACAUGCAGGUCCCGGGGAGCCCAGGUGGCCACGCCGAGAAGAGCUUCACCGGUUGCAUGCAGCUCCAAGUGGGGAACAACCCCUUGGUGGGGACCAUGCAGAUCAGAGGACCUUCCAGUGACGGCAAGGAGACGGCACUGGCUUCCAUGCAGGUCCAAGGGAAGGCAGGGGAGAGAAUCACCGGGUGCAUGAGCCUCACCAGCGGGAAGACCUUGACGGGCUCCAUGCAGGUCAACGGACCUCACUGGGAAGAGACAACCUUGGCGGAUUGUGCGCAGGUCACAGGAGCACCAAGGGACCAGGGUCCAAAGAAAGAGGAAGAAUGCAAACAGAUCCUGGCUUGCCAGAAAUCCAACUCCCAGUCGGAUUCGCACGACGAUGAAAUCUCUCCUCCGCCUCCGAACCCGGCGGUCAAGGCGCGGCACCGAAGGGGGGGAGUCAGCGCCGAAGUCUACACCGAAGAGGAUGCCGUUUCUUACGUCAGGAAGGUCAUUCCCAAGGACUAUAAAACGAUGACCGCUUUGGCCAAGGCCAUCUCCAAAAAUGUCCUCUUUGCUCACCUGGAUGACAACGAGAGAAGUGACAUCUUUGAUGCCAUGUUCCCUGUGACACACAUUGCUGGAGAGAUUGUCAUACAACAAGGUGAUGAAGGAGACAACUUCUAUGUGAUCGAUCAAGGAGAAGUGGAUGUGUAUGUCAACGGAGAAUGGGUGACCAGCAUUGGAGAAGGAGGCAGCUUCGGGGAGCUUGCGCUCAUCUACGGGACGCCACGCGCUGCGACCGUCAAAGCCAAGACCGACCUCAAGCUCUGGGGCAUCGACCGGGAUAGCUACAGGCGCAUAUUAAUGGGCAGCACGCUGAGGAAACGGAAGAUGUACGAAAAGUUCCUCAGCAAGGUCUCCAUCCUGGAGUCGCUGGAAAAAUGGGAGCGGCUGACGGUGGCCGAUGCGCUAGAGCCAGUCCAGUUUGAAGACGGAGAGAAGAUUGUGGUCCAGGGGCAGCCGGGGGAUGACUUUUUCAUCAUCACCGAGGGCACGGCAUCUGUCCUUCAGCGUCGAUCUGAUAAGGAGGAGUAUGUGGAAGUCGGGCGGCUUGGACCAUCCGAUUAUUUUGGUGAAAUCGCCCUCCUGCUCAACCGGCCCCGGGCUGCCACGGUGGUGGCCCGAGGGCCCCUGAAGUGCGUCAAGCUGGACCGCCCGCGCUUUGAGCGGGUCCUGGGCCCCUGCUCGGAGAUCCUCAAGAGGAACAUCCAGAGAUACAACAGCUUCAUCUCCCUCACCGUUUAAGAGCCCCAGCCCCACUCCUUUGCGUUAAAGUGUCUGCACUUGAAUCUCCACCCAUGUGCCGUUCCAUAGCUUUACGACACCAUUGAGAGAGGGUCACGUUUUGUGUAUGUUUUCCAAGUUUUCACGUCAGGUGUGCUGGGUGUCCAAAGGGGUAGAUACUGGUGGAGAUCUGGGUGGAAGUGGCACUCGGACACUGUUGGGAGCACUCGACAGUGUCCGUCACCCGCUACCCGACUCCGCAUUAAUUGUGCCAUUUUCAAGCUUGGUGUCUCUUCCGCAUCUUAUUUAUUUCCACUAGUUGUGCUGAAAGUCACUCCUACCUGUGUUUCGUGAAACUGGAACAACAUUCCCACCUCACGGUGAAGCCCUCCAGAUGUUGUCUAAUGAUGUGUCCCAUUAUUCCUCGCUACUCUGGAUCGUUUCCAGAAAGUGGAAAUGUGGGUUUUCCUUUUGGACUACGAUUCCCAGCCAUUCAGGUUGAAACCAUCUAAGCCCUGGAUCAUCCUGGUGGAACUUGGAGUCCAGAAGUCUAGGGGGUCGUGGGGAAAAAGAUGGUGGCCACCAAGUCCUUUGUGACAAAAGGGUGAACUACAACUCCCAGAUUCCCAGGGCAAUCACUCCCAAACCCUGACAGUAUUUGCAGUUGGCCAUGUUGGGUCUGUGUGCCAAGUUUGGUCCAGAUCGGACGUCAGCUGGGUUCAGGGCUCUCUGGAUACGGGUGAACUAAAACUCCCAAAAUCAAGGUCCAUCCCCCUAAACCUCUGCAGUAUGUUCAGUUGGGUGGGGGUCACUGUUCCUCUGGAUGUAGGUGAACUAUAACUCCCAAAAUCAAAGUCCAUUUCCAUUAACCCCUGCAGUAUGUUGAGUUGGUCAUGAGGAUGCCUGCCACAGAUGUGGGCAAAACGUCAGGAGAAAAAGCUUCCAGAACUUGGCCAUACAGCCCAAAAGACUCACAGCAACCCAGUAAAUCAGGACUGUUGAUUUCAGUGGGAAGGCCUGGUUUGUUUCUGGAUUGCACCCAUUCUUGUACAGCCCCACAUCCCCAUUGUUUGUCCAUCAGCAUAUUGGAAUUAUUGUUGUGCAUGUUCCAGGAAAUCAGCAGCAAGGUGGACCACCGAAAUUCAUUCUGUGGAAGUGAAGCAAGUGUUGUUCUAUUGUGUUUUUCAAGAUUACUGACUGGGCUGAAAUUAUGAAUUAAUAAAACUCUUGGAACAAAC
Anolis carolinensis (green anole) is the source of this 3006-nucleotide messenger RNA. RefSeq names its product protein kinase cAMP-dependent type I regulatory subunit beta (gene prkar1b). Gene Ontology annotation, biological process: regulation of protein phosphorylation. Gene Ontology annotation, molecular function: cAMP-dependent protein kinase regulator activity. The transcript is spliced from 11 exons. Lineage: Eukaryota; Metazoa; Chordata; Lepidosauria; Squamata; Anolidae. The record is from RefSeq and is a predicted model, not a curated record. Gene Ontology annotation, cellular component: cAMP-dependent protein kinase complex. Bases 194 to 1789 code for a protein of 531 amino acids.